Messenger RNA from Penicillium macrosclerotiorum, 1380 nucleotides. Its product is annotated as tRNA-dihydrouridine(20) synthase (NAD(+)). The transcript has a single exon. Gene Ontology annotation, cellular component: cytoplasm. Gene Ontology annotation, molecular function: flavin adenine dinucleotide binding; tRNA dihydrouridine synthase activity. The coding region runs from base 1 to 1380 and encodes 459 amino acids. Gene Ontology annotation, biological process: tRNA dihydrouridine synthesis. NCBI's taxonomy places the organism in Eukaryota, Fungi, Ascomycota, Eurotiomycetes, Eurotiales, Aspergillaceae. The record is from RefSeq and is a predicted model, not a curated record.
AUGAUCCGACUCCUACGCUCUGCCAUGACUGCCAUCACUGAGUCCGUGACUGCUGCGCCGGCCCAGGUGCCGCGCGUGCCCAUCCCCGCCAACGGUGUCGACUAUCGUGGUAAAAUUGUCCUCGCCCCGAUGGUUCGCUCUGGUGAACUGCCCUCGCGCCUACUCGCCCUUCACUACGGUGCUGAUCUUGUCUGGGGUCCCGAGACCAUCGACCGCUCGCUCAUCGGUGCAGAGCGCCGCGUGAAUCCCCGGAACGGCACCAUCGAAUUCACCCGUAUGCCGUCGAACGGAGGCCGGAAAGAGAAAGCAGCGAAGGAAUCAGUGAUCUACCGAAUCGACCCGGUGCGGGAAAAGGGCAAGCUCGUGUUCCAGAUGGGAACUGCCAACCCUGACCUUGCGGUCCAAGCGGCCAAGGUCGUUGCCGGGGACGUGUCGGGGAUUGAUGUCAACUCUGGCUGUCCCAAGCCCUUCAGCACCAGUGGUGGAAUGGGCGCGGCGCUGCUUCGCACGCCUGACAAGCUCGUCUCCAUCCUGGAGACCCUAGUUCGAGAAGUUGGCGAGCCCUUCAAGAUCGGUAUCUCGGUCAAAAUCCGUAUCCUGGAAACUCCCGAGCUCACCGAGGCCUUGGUCACCCGUCUCGUGCGCACCGGUAUCACCGGUUUGACCGUCCACUGUCGGACCACCCCAAUGCGACCUCGCGAGCGCGCCAUCCGCCAUCAGCUGCGCAUGAUUAGAGAGCUGUGCCAUAAUGCUGGCGUCGCCUGCGUGAUGAAUGGCGACGUGACCUCGCGCGACCAAGCUCUCGCCCUGAUGGACGAGUUCGGUGUUGACGGCGCAAUGAUCGCCACCGCAGCCGAAUCCAAUUCAUCCUGUUUCCGCUCCGAAGCCGAUGGCGGACUCGCCCCGUGGCGCGAUGUUGUCUACGAGUAUAUUAAGUACUCCCUCGACAGCGAAAAUCGACUGGGUAACACCAAGUACCUGCUCAACAUGCUGAUCCCAGGCAAGGACAAGGACUUCAAGGAGGCCAAGGCAGCUCGCACUUACACCGACAUCUGCCGCCGCCUGAAAUUCGACGACCUUGUCGCUCAUGCCAUCCGUAUCGAUGAGAUUCUCGAAAUUACAGAAAAAUGGGAAGAUGGACCAGACGAGAACAGCACCCGCUCCAAGGCUGUUCAGAAUGCGAUGGAGAGCGAGUCUGCGCGCGCCGCUGGGGGCGCCAAUACUAGGUCCUCCAAAGUAGCCCCUGCUACCCACAACGGUGGGCCUAUUCGCACCUCGUCCAUCCCCGAGCCACCCAAAGGCAAACCCGCCGAAGAGGCAGUUGUAGGCGCGUCGAUUCCAGUAUCGGAAGUCGGUCAGAAGCCGGAGGUGAUGGCUUAG